This is a messenger RNA of Didymodactylos carnosus, 1032 nucleotides long. The record is from the annotation of a GenBank genome assembly. Lineage: Eukaryota; Metazoa; Rotifera; Eurotatoria; Philodinida; Philodinidae.
AUGACCGAAUUAAAAUCUCGCACAAGAUUACCUGAAAAAUAUAAAAAGCUUGAUUCUGACAUGGAUGACAAUGAAGUUUACUUAACGAAUGAUGCGAAACGCCAUUUAGCACAUGUUGAACGUCAUUCAAAUAGAAUGAAACCAAUAUCAGCCAUUAAAAUUCUAUUUGAUAUUGCGUUAUCCUGGCUACUUCUUAAAUAUCUUAUUAAACCAGUUCGUCGAGGAUUUUUAUGUUCUAACCUUAAUUUAUAUCAUCCACAACCAGUCCAAAAAGUAAUUCCAACAUGGUUAUUAUUUGUAUUAGCGGUUAUUCUACCAAUUUUUGUCGUACGUAUUGUUCGAUUAUUUAUUUUAUUAUUUAUUAUUGGUUCAGAAUUUGUUCGUUGGUAUUACAUAAUUCGUACAAAAGCAGCUCGAGUUGUUUAUAGAAUUAAAUUUCGAAAGACAACAUACAAUAUACCAGAAUGGGUUGGAAAUUUAUAUAUUAUUAUUGGCGUGUUUAUCUUUGCCGCAUGUGCAAAUUCAUUUUUAACCAAUGUUGGAAAAGUAUCGGCUGGUCGUUUACGUCCACAUUUUAUUCCAUCUUGUUUUCAUACAAAUAAUUACACAUUAUAUUGUCGUACUCCAAAUGACUGGAUAACAAAUUAUACAUGUGUCGGUGAAUCAAGUGAUAUUAUCAAAGAAAAAGAUGGUGCCAACGACAUAAGACAGUCAUUUCCAUCUGGUCAUGCUUCAACAGCAUUUUGUGGUUUGAUAUUUUUAGCAUUAUACAUUUAUAAAGUUUGGUGUUGGCGCAAUAUUGGUAUGUUUCCAUGUGUUGCUCAAGUUGGUUGUGCGGCGCUAGCAGCAUAUAUAGGUAUAACGCGUGUUACUGAUCAUCGUCAUCAUCCAACGGAUGUUUUGGGUGGUUCAAUACUUGGAACUGUGGUCGCAAUUAUAGCUUUUCGAUACAUGGUUGGCCAAUUUAAAUAUUCAACAUUAGAACAAGGAGAAAUCAUUAGCAGGGCAGACGAAUCGGACAUUCAGAAAUAA